GUUUUACGCAUAAAAAUCGGUAAAACCGGGGUUUUUCUAGCAAAUAUGUCGGCACAAAUGCAGCUACAACGACCGUCAGUUAAGACGCAUACAACAGGAUCAACAUCACAACAAUUGAUCCAAACGAUGAUAGAAGCGUCAUUUGGGUGUAUUCUAUAUGUUAGGUGAAUUCUGCGCGUUUUUAUCGUAAUAUAUGCGUGGUUAAAUGGGGAUAAUAGGGGACUUUUCCCAGAUGAUAAUUUUUCAGAGGAAAGAUACAACCAAAAGUCGAGUAAAACGUCUAUUGUAGCGAAUUCAGGAACGAGGAUUAUGAGGAUAAAAAGAGGGUUUUCAGAAGAGGCGGAUUUAUUAUUGGAUUAUCUGGUUUUUCAGGGAAUUUUAUAUAAAAUUAUAAAUUUAUAAUUAUUCAGAAUCAAGGGGUUUAUGAUGCAUUAUCGAAGAAAUAUUUAAGAUCGAUAUUAUUUGCCAUAUAUUUUGAUCCGAAUGAUUCGACGAAUAUUUUUGAGUCAUAUACGUUUAAUUUUGCAUAUUGUGGACAGGAUAAAAGGCCUAUUAUGAGUGUUGUUAAUUCUAAAGGGGAUAAACAAAGUUUUGGUGUAGAAGAGGAAUAUGCGAAAAGAUGUAUACAAUUAUUGUUAAGGAAUUUGAUUACAUUGACACAAAAUCUUUCUCCUUUGCCAGAGAAUAAAAAUCGAUAUAUUACAAUGAAAUUGUUUUAUACGGAUGCAACGCCUCAGGAUUAUCAACCUCCAAUGUUUCGUGAUUGUACAAUGGAAAAGCCGUUUACAUUUGCAGUAGAUCCGGAAAAUACUAAUUUUUAUAAGCAAACGGCAGGAUCUAUUGAUACGGGGUUUCAUGCGAUAACCCUUAAAAUUACAAGUAUAGCUGAUGCCGUAUCCGAAUGUAAAAGUUUUGAAGAAUAUCAGGAUAAACAAGUGAAAACAAUAAGCGCUGAAGCAGAUAUUUCUGAGGAAAAGCCUUUGAAAGAUUCUCCAAAAGGGGAUAAUAUUAUUAUUUUAGAUUCGCCGAAAAAACAUCAAUCUUGUCCAGAACUUUUGCCAUCUUUACCUAAAAAUAAUAUACCUAAACAAUCAUUAAAAUAUGUCGAUGAGCGUUACGAAAAGGAGGAUGCGGCUAUUAAAGAAAUGCUUACAACACAUACUCAAGAUUCGGGAUUUGAAGCUACACAGCCUCUUGAAUUUAACUUUUCUCAAUUGACACAAAAUGCAUCUUGUGUUCGGUCAAAGUCAUCAUUUGAGGAUGGAGAUAAGGCAAAAGUCGAUAAAAUAUGCGAAAAGAACUCGAAAAAAUCGGAAGUAACCAAGAUCGUUUCUGUAGAAAAAAAUUUAUCCAAAUUAACCCUGAAUUUUCGAAAAGCAUUUGAGCUUAAUGAGGAAAAAAAGCGUUUAUGUUGUCUCAGAAAUACCGUAAAAGGUUCCGCUAAAGAUAAUGAUGUAAUACGUUGUGAAUGUGGAGAUGUUUCCGAAGAUAGUGGUGAUAUGAUUCAAUGUUAUGUAUGUCAAUCAUGGGUUCAUGCAUGGUGUUAUGGUUUUAUAUCUGGUAAGGAUGAACGUUUGCCUGAUGAUCAUUCUUGUUAUUCUUGUCUUCUUCGUAAAUUCGAGCCUGUUUUAUACGAAAACAUGAAGGAUCUAGCAUUGUUCAGAAGAGCUCUUAUGAUUGUAUGGGAAGAAGGGUUACCCGAAAAUAAUUCUGAAUUUUCAAACAGAUUGGGAUGUAGUCGUCAAAAUGCAUGUCGAGUUUUGAAAAGACUUUUGCAAGAAGGAUUUAUAGCGAAUAUCACUCAAAAUAAAACUUCGAAAACGAAUUCUGCAAAAAAAAAUGGACGUUCAAAUAUGAAUGAUGAAAUGGUUGUUGUAAAAAAUGCUGAAAAUAAACAUCGCUUAUUUUCAGAAUAUUUUCAACCUCUUUUAAACAUUAGUCAUCAUUAUGAAAAAGGUAAUGAUGACACUUCAUUUCAGAAUGAUAAAUCUCUAAAUCCUAAUGCUUCUAUUGAUAACUCAAUACCCAUAAAUGCACUUUCAAUUGCCAAUUCAUCUGAUAUUAACUCUUUAAAAGGCUCUAAUUUUAAUAUAAAUGCUAUUCCGCUUUCAGAAUUACAAGAUGCUAAUAUACCAAAAGAAUUUUGUACUAAAGAAAUUAAUGAUAUUAAUUAUAAUAAUGCUGAGCUUGAUACAACAGAUGAUGAAGAUCUUUCUACUCAAAGCAUAGUUAAAAAAUCAUAUUUAACAGAAUCUACAAAUUUAAUUAAUUCAAAUACUGGUUUUAACUUGCAAAGACAUAAUACUAUUGAUAAUCUUAAGGCUCAUACUAUGUCUCAUAUAAACCAGAUUUCUAAAAAGAAUAAUAAACGAACUCGUUUACAUUUUCCUGAUGAAAAUUUCGAUGCUGAAACUAAAAAAAGAAAAUCCAGUGUUAUCUUAAAACCAAUUUUAGUAUAAGUAUGCUUUCAAUUAACAGGGAUUUUAUUGUGGUAUUUGUAAACAU
Pneumocystis carinii B80 is the source of this 2505-nucleotide messenger RNA. RefSeq lists its product as hypothetical. Lineage: Eukaryota; Fungi; Ascomycota; Pneumocystomycetes; Pneumocystales; Pneumocystaceae. Gene Ontology annotation, cellular component: nucleus. The transcript has 9 exons. Bases 555 to 2459 code for a protein of 634 amino acids. The record is from RefSeq and is a predicted model, not a curated record. Gene Ontology annotation, biological process: synaptonemal complex assembly; meiotic recombination checkpoint signaling.